GUCGCCAUUUGACCGAUGAAAAAACGUCAAUUGACUGAUCAAAAGACGCACGUCAAUCUUUCGAAGUACCCCCUUCAAUUUCAAAUCCCCAGUGAGAAACCACACCGAUAUGCAACCCCCAUACGAGGAGGAGGACUCCGAGAUACCCGUGCCGGUAGACAACGACCUCGAACUGCGCAUCCACGACAUCUUCAUGGCCCACGACCCUUCAGGCAACAAGACAGCAGACUCUGAAACCCUCGCCAUAAUAAUAAGGGCCCUGGGCCUCUUCCCCACCAACGAGGAGAUCAGGGAGAUCGUGGAGAAGACCCAGAAGAAGAACCAGCCGGGCACAGUACACCUGGUGAGCUUCCUACCCUUCAUCGCCGGUGAGAUAAACAAGGGCAGGUACAAGCCGGACAAGGUGGAGGACCUACUGGCGGCCUUCCAGAGGUUGGACGGGGAGAAUCGAGGGUACCUCACCAGGGAGCAACUCAAGGGGUUCAUGACGGAAUACGGGGAGCCCCUGGACGAAGAGGAGAUGGAGGAGAUGCUGGAGGUGGCCUAUGACGGCUUCGACAAGAAGGUCUAUUACGAGGAGUUCGUGAACAAGCUGUGGUACAAGCCGAAGGGGGAAGAUGAUGUAUUCGUGUUGGCUCAAAGAAUUGAGGCUGAAAAACCACCACCUCCUGUCGAAAGCAGGAGAAGGUUCUCCCAGCUCUUCACGUCACAGUCGAACCUUGCUAGGUCCACCAGUCAGUCGGCAGCUGCAGCUGAUUCGUCCAAGAAGUGACCUUCAUAUAGUCGUGAUGUUGGAUGCAGAAUAAAUAAAUGUUUAUGUUGUAUAGUUUAUAGUUUGGUGAGGUCCCUGCGACUUUUAGGUCUAUUGUACCUUCCAUAAGGGCUGUUCUAACAACUGAGUCCUCUACAGUAGCUCCAGAGUUCCAAUGGACUCCUGGAAGGGCUUCCAGGAGGCUAAUUCCUUGUCCAAGACAUUCCUUGCAUUUUGGAUCUUGCAGUUUUGAAAUUCCGGAGGUAUUUUUUGGCUUGAUCCAUUCCUGGAGGAUUCUUCCAGAGUGUUACCCUUUUGGUUUAUUCCUUCUCCAGAAACUCUUCCUUAUGGGAGCAUUCUCCUAUAAUACAGAAAGGCUCUGGGCCAAUAAGUGACGUUUGCGAAGAAUUUUUCAAUAUAUCCUCGUAGAGAUUGCACAAUAACCAAUCAACAAUGAUUCCCUUAGAAUUGGCAACAAUUCCUAAUUUUCGAUCUUGUUGGGACGCCCUGUAACACUCCGGUCGAUGUAAAUUGAGCGAUCAGAGGAGAAUUUAGUUAUUUACGGUGAAAUUUCGGAAAAUACCACAUAAUUCAUACUUUCUGCACGAUCAUCAAGAAGAACAAUGAACAUAAUGACAUAAUUUUAACAAAACGAACAUAUCUCCUCAGUUCAUCUAUUAUUUCGACACCGAUUCACUACUGGCAUCGCUGAUUUUUUCCAACGCGAAUCUAUUGUUAGUUUCCGAUCUUAAAACUGCAAAACAGCGUGUCAGUUCCCACGUCUGAGCGUCCUUCCUCAACUUUUCCUACGUCCGAUUUUUUUUGUUAUGUAUUUAUGUAUAUAUAAAGUUACGUAAGGCCAAUUCAGAUGGUAUUUGUUAAUACAGAUGCAAAUGCUCGAUUGCGGUUGGUUUCUUUCUUCAAUUCGCUUGGAUUCAUUACUUAAUUUGUGUCAAUUGUAGGGUAGUAGCGUAAUUUUGAGGUGAGUCAGUCGAUGUUGCCAAUCCUGUCGUCUAGGAAAUUGUUGAGCGCAUUUCAUUGAUGGGACACC
Molecule: messenger RNA, 1802 nt
Organism: Coccinella septempunctata (seven-spotted ladybird)
Lineage: Eukaryota; Metazoa; Arthropoda; Insecta; Coleoptera; Coccinellidae
Product: dynein regulatory complex protein 8-like
Exons: 1
Coding region: 110-772 (220 amino acids)
Molecular function (GO): calcium ion binding
Source: RefSeq, a predicted model, not a curated record